AUGAGUUAGUCGUAAUUUGUUCUGAAUAUUUCUAUGGUGUGAUUGUGUGCGGUGCGUUUGCGCAUUUGAUUUGAUAAUUUAUUUACCGGUCCAAAAUGUCGGACGUUGAGGACGACUUUAUGUGUGAAGAAGAGGAGGAUUAUGGAUUGGAGUAUUCAGAAGACAGCAACUCAGAACCCGAUGUGGAUCUGGAGAAUCAGUACUACAACUCCAAAGCAUUAAAAGAGGAUGACCCUAAAGCUGCCCUGGCAUCUUUCCAGAAGGUUUUGGAAUUAGAAGGUGGCGAGAAGGGAGAAUGGGGAUUUAAGGCUUUGAAACAGAUGAUUAAAAUCAAUUUUAAACUGAACAACUACCAAGAGAUGAUGGUGAGGUACAAACAGCUGUUGACCUACAUCAAGAGUGCUGUUACCAGAAACCACAGUGAAAAGUCAAUAAACUCUAUACUCGACUAUAUAUCUACAUCCAAAAAUAUGGAACUACUACAAGACUUCUAUGAAACUACAUUAGAUGCUUUAAAAGAUGCCAAAAACGAUAGACUGUGGUUUAAGACAAAUACUAAGCUAGGGAAGUUGUAUUAUGAUAGAUCAGACUUCAACAAAUUAGCCAAAAUUCUCAAACAGCUUCAUCAAUCUUGCCAGACGGAUGAAGGAGAAGAUGAUCUCAAGAAAGGUACUCAACUGUUAGAAAUUUACGCUUUAGAAAUCCAAAUGUACACUGCACAGAAGAACAACAAGAAGCUGAAAACCUUAUACGAGCAAUCACUGCACAUAAAAUCUGCCAUUCCUCAUCCACUAAUUAUGGGUGUCAUCAGAGAAUGUGGUGGGAAAAUGCACCUGAGAGAAGGAGAGUUUGAGAAAGCUCACACAGACUUCUUUGAAGCAUUCAAGAACUAUGAUGAGAGUGGGAGUCCGAGGAGAACAACCUGUUUGAAGUAUUUAGUCCUAGCAAAUAUGUUAAUGAAGUCCGGCAUCAACCCGUUCGACUCACAGGAAGCCAAACCGUAUAAGAACGACCCGGAAAUCUUGGCCAUGACUAACUUAGUUUCGUCCUACCAAAACAAUGACAUUAAUGAAUUUGAAACUAUAUUGAAAAAACAUAGGAAAAAUAUAAUGGAUGACCCUUUUAUUAGAGAACAUAUAGAAGAUCUGCUGAGGAACAUCAGGACACAAGUGUUGAUAAAACUAAUAAAACCUUACACGAGGAUCCACAUCCCCUUCAUCUCUAAGGAACUGAACAUUGAUGCCAGUGAGGUGGAGAGUCUGCUAGUCUCCUGUAUACUAGACAGCACCGUGCGAGGGAGGAUUGAUCAAGUGAACCAAGUGCUAGAAUUGGACAAGGAAAGUGUGUGUGGUGCGCGGUACAAUGCAUUGGACAAAUGGACCAAUCAGUUGGCAUCGUUACACCAAGCCGUGGCUAACAGGAUGUGGUAGACGGACAGAUGAACGGACACUUUUGUUGUUUCAUGCUCAACGUAUACUCUAUGUAAUUGCUAUCUACAAUCGAGCUCAGUGGACUUGUCGAUAACAGUUAUAUUGUAUCCAUUGGGGCUGUUAAUAUGUGAUGUACAGAUUUUUUUAUUUUAACACAGUAAGGAAUUGUAUAAUAAACACGAGUAAUUCGACAUCCUGCUGGUGAUUGUAUUUUUAAUAAUGCUACUGUUCCGAGCUACUACUGUGACAAUUACUUAUAGCUGUAUAUUAAUUUAUUUUUAAAUUAAAUUGUUAUAUUGAAUUUUUCGCAUUUUGUGUAAUGCAUACGUUUUCUUUUAAAGCUCUCAAUGGUAUUUUUAUUAUCAGUUACCAUUAACAGAACAAUGAAAAUAUAUUCUUGAAAUGAUUUUCUA
Homalodisca vitripennis (glassy-winged sharpshooter) is the source of this 1843-nucleotide messenger RNA. It is a transcript of the gene alien, whose product is annotated as COP9 signalosome complex subunit 2. Gene Ontology annotation, cellular component: COP9 signalosome. NCBI's taxonomy places the organism in Eukaryota, Metazoa, Arthropoda, Insecta, Hemiptera, Cicadellidae. Bases 96 to 1430 code for a protein of 444 amino acids. The record is from RefSeq and is a predicted model, not a curated record. Gene Ontology annotation, biological process: protein deneddylation. Gene Ontology annotation, molecular function: protein binding. The transcript is spliced from 9 exons.